Cuscuta europaea is the source of this 3507-nucleotide messenger RNA. NCBI's taxonomy places the organism in Eukaryota, Viridiplantae, Streptophyta, Magnoliopsida, Solanales, Convolvulaceae. The record is from the annotation of a GenBank genome assembly.
CACAAACAUUCAAACAAUAGCUAGCCAUGAGGUCAAUUCAUCCUCGCAUCUCUUUUCCUACGAAAUUCAACUCUUUAUGUUGCUACUUGGCAGUAGUGCAACGUCAAAACCACCAUAUCCACCUAUCUCCUUCCGCAUCUUCAUCAAGAAGCCCUCAAAAUGAUGAAAGCCUCAUUUCUCUUGUCAAAUCGACUACUCAAACACUUCAUCUCCUCCAAAUCCAUGCUCAAACCAUACGCACUUCUCUAUGUCGUGACCGCAGGGUUUUCUCGGCUUUCUUAACUCGCAUCUCACUUCCGCCCUUUCAAGAUUUGGGUUAUGCUCGGAGGAUCUUUGAUGAAUUCCCGCAACGGAAUGCGUCAUCUUACAAUAUAAUGAUCAGGGCUUAUGCGAUUGGGAACCUGCCCACGUUAGGCUUAGAGCUGUAUAGGGAAAUGCUUCCCCUGGGCAUAUCUCCAGACGCUUUGUCACUGUCGUUUGCAAUCAAAUGUGCGGUAAAGGUUGGUUCUUUUAAUGGAGGAAUGCAGAUUCACGCACGUGUUCUUAGGGAUGGACAUCAAUCUGACAGUCAUUUGCUCACAUCUUUGAUGGACUUAUACUCAUCUUGUAAGAAGUACAGUGACGCUUACAAAGUGUUUGAUGAAAUGUAUGUAAAGGACACUGUUUCUUGGAACAUGUUGAUAGCCUGCUUCAUGAAAAAUCGCCGCCCUCACAAUGCUUUACACAUUUUCGAUAUGAUGAUGCAGAAUUCAAAUGCGUGCCAACCAGAUGAUGUCACCUGUCUGCUAGCACUUCAGGUGUGUGCACAGAUAAAUGCGUUGGAGUUUGGGGAAAGAAUUCACAAAUACAUCUUAGAACAUGCUUAUGAAGAUUCAUUGAAUAUAUGUAAUAUGCUUAUAACAAUGUAUUCACGUUGUGGGUGUGUUGAUAAGGCCUACGAGGUGUUCAGUAAAAUGCCCAGGAAAGACGUUGUGUCUUGGAGCGCAAUGAUUUCGGGUUUGGCAAGCAAUGGCUAUGGCAGAGAUGCCAUUGAUGCUUUUAAAGAGAUGCAGGCAGCAGGCAUUACACCAGAUGGUCACACUUUUACUGGGGUUCUUUCUGCUUGUAGUCACUGUGGUCUUUUAAACGAGGGACGGAUGUUCUUCGACAGAAUGAGUACACAAUUUAGGAUUAUGCCUAAUGUUCAUCACUAUGGGUGUAUGGUUGAUCUCAUGGGCCGUGCAGGUCUACUCCAGGAGGCAUAUGAAUUUGUAAAAUCCAUGAGAAUUAAACCAGAUGCAACAAUGUGGAGGACACUAUUAGCAGCUUGUAAAAUUCAUCGCGCUCCCACCCUAGGUGAAAGAGUUAUCGAACAUUUGAUUGAGCUGAAGGCCGAAGAAGCUGGAGAUUAUGUGUUGUUGUUGAAUACAUAUAGUUCUUCUAGCGGUGAUUGGGAUAAUAAGGUGGUUUACUUGCGGAAAUUGAUGAAAGAAAGGGGAAUCUAUACAACUCCAGCUUGCAGUACAAUAGAGAUGAAAGGGAAAAUCCAUGAAUUUAUUGCAGAUGAUGUUUCACAUCCUAUGAGAAGUGAGAUCUAUGAGAAGUUGGAUGAGAUCAAUAAGCAACUUACAAUUGGUGGAUAUGUGGCUGAAAUAACAUCAGAGGUGGAAGAAAAGAGGUUUAGAUCGUCUUUUCACAGCGAGAAGUUGGCGAUUGCUUUUGGCGUACUGUCAACUCCACCUGGAACUACAAUAAGAGUUGCCAAAGACCUCAGAAUUUGUGUUGACUGCCACAAUUUUGCCAAGUCCCUUUCUGGGGUGUACAACAGGGUGGUAGUUAUUAGAGACCGCACUCGCUUCCACCACUUCCGUGGGGGCUACUGCUCUUGCAAUGACUACUGGUGAGGUAAAAAUGUGUUUGACACUGUGAGCUGAAGAAUGAGGCUAAUGUUUCUAUAUACAUGAUUGUAGAAUUACUACUGCAAAUGGAAUUCAAGAUGAAAAAACACAUUAUACUCCCUCCGUUUCAUAUCAGUUCGCAUCUCAGUUAGCACAAAGUAUAGAGUAGUGACGGCAUGUGGGGAAUAGACAAAUGGGAAAGUAAAAAGGUAAGGUGCUAUUCCAAACCAAAAGCCACUCUAUGUCACUUACUGCUGAAACAGCUUAUGUUUGUUUCUGUUUGCUAGUGUAAUUUCGUUUUGGGCCCUAGAGAGGGUGGGAUAAGAAUUGCUGAUUUCUGUAGAUAUAGGCAGAAAUUUAGUGUAUGUAAUUCCGAUUUCAUAUGUCAAUUCAUGUUAGAAUUUUUAAUAUUGCAGAGGGUGCAACUCUAGUAUUAUUCAUAAUGUAUCUUAAUUAUUGCAGAAUAUUUAAUAUUAUCAUUUAGAAUCUUCCAUAAUAUGGCAACUGUGAUUAUUAUCACUGAUAUAUAAAUUCAUGUGAUUUGUAUGGUGGAAGCUAAUUAAAGGGAAUGGCGGAAUGCUUGGUUAAGAUGAGAGCCUAUGACACAGUUAGUUGUCGAGAUAAUAUUUCCAAGUCGAGUGUUUUUUUGCUGCUCCACUAUUGGAAUUCGGAAUGUUUUUUAACUUUUGUUGUUGAAUUCAGAUAUCUAAGUCUUGGUGGAGGCCAAAGUCAAUGCAAUCCAUGAAUUGUGGACUGCAGACUAAAGUGUCAGCCUCAUGUUCUGUCCCGGAUGCUAUUUGGUGUACUAAUGAUCCUGUCCGUUGUUUGUUUGCUUUUCCAGCAUUCUGCCACCUCACAUCAUACCAUGCCUGUUACUUACAUACUGUUAUUAACUUAUUAUUAUUAGGACCAGGCUGUGGCCUUGCAGGAAAAGCUGUGUAUCGACACAUUGAGAGGGAAUGGGUAUGAUUGGCUAAUCUACUGGCUAAUGAACCUGUCCAGCACGAGAUUAAACCGAAGAAAGGGUAUCCCAGGCAUUUUUAGUGGUGUUGUCACGGGUGAUAAGAGAAACAACAGAGGAUUGAAAGUAUCAAUAGGGCGCCAAAAAGAAGAUAAUUUUGGCGAAUCCAGGAUGCAUAGGCUGGGUUGGGGUGGUGACACCAUUGGUAGUGUGUGUGGCAGGAGGACACAAAUGAGAUCCAUCCAGAAAACCUCCAAGGCUGUAACCGGUGAGAAUAGAUUGGACUUGUAAUUGCCAAGAGAUAUAGUUGGUCGGAAAGAGUUCGAUAACAUUCCCAAGAUUGAUAGAGAUGAGAGGUUUAUGAGGUUUUGAGGUGUUCGGAAUGUGGACAUAAGUGGAGAUCUGAUCAGAUGUGAUUUCAGCAUCAUUGGAGAGCGGCAGAGAAGCCUUACGAAAGAUGAAAGAGGCUCUAAAAAAGUAGGUAGUUUGAAUCAAGUAGUGAUUUCAUGUAAAAUUUAGGAAAACAAAUAAUGUAUAUUCACACUUAUCAUUUGAAGUAUACUUGAGCUAGUAUAUAUAGGAGUAUAAUAAAGAGAGAAAGUCUAUGUAACUAACUAUCGAAAAAUAUUACAUUUAAGAGUAUUAAAUACAUAAUUAUAAUUUAUGAUU